ACAUGGCGAGUUCAGCUUAGUUCUCAUCAGCCUACCAAACAGGGGGAAAGGCAUCCUGGAAAUAAAAUAAAACAACUGAAAGUUUUUGGAAAAUGUAGUCAUGGCCUGGAGAGAGUUUGGAGCGCGUGCUGAGAAGAAUUCCGCGUGCAGUUUGAGUGAAAAAGCCGGAGAGGAUGAGGAGGCUGGAGUCAGCGGCGGGAGGGAAGCACAGUCCACAUCAUCCACUGACUCCGAGUGUUCAGACGAGCUUGAGCCUGAGUGGCUGGAUGACGUUCAGAAGAAUGGGGAGCUCUUCUAUCUGGAGCUGAGUGAGGGCGAAGAAGAAGCUGCACUCUCUCACAUCACUGCCACUCAAUCUGCUGCCACCAAUCAUGUGCGUUUCAGUGAAAAAGAGGCCGAGAUAAUCACUGACAAAGGCAGUAAAAAACGUGCAGACUCCAGCACAAAAUCGCAACCGAAAUUCAAGAAGCUUGCUAAAAUCCUUGGACGCAAACGACGUCCAUCUCAAAGAAGCAGGGCUGAUGGGAAAAACGGCAGAGCUUCUCAACAACCGGCGUCCAUUUUGAAGAACCAGACAGGGCAGCGGACAGGAUUGGUGGUGCAGCAGCCGUAUUUGAAAGAUGUGUGUGUUUACAUCAAUCCUAAACGCCUGGGCAGUAUGUCUCCUCCUCCUUCAGAGAAAGGAGGCUUGCUGGAGGCCUUAUUGGGAGUGGUGCUCCGGGGAGGAGAUGGUUUGGGCUGUAAUGGGGAGAGACUUGUCAUUCAUGGACUGGUACCUCAUAGUCCUGCUAGCAAGUGUGCACAGAUUUUAAUUGGUGACGUCCUAGUAGCUGUUGACGAUGUGGAUGUUACAUCAGAGAAUAUUGAGAGAGUUCUGUCUUGUAUUUCUGGACCAACACAGGUGCAUUUGACUCUGGAGACUGGCAUUGCAGGCACUGUAAUGGACUCGGAGGUGCCGAGACCGAGACCCGCUGCUCCGGUCAGCCAGCUGGUGCGUCUCCUCUGGGGUGAAGACACCACAGAGCUGCAGAUGAGUGUAGCACAUAUUCCUCACAUCGUCAUGUACCUGUCGCUCAAACUUGACUCCGAGUCGUCUCAGGAGGAGCAGGAGAUCUUGUACCAGUACCCAGUGUCUGAGGCAGCAGCACAGUUGAAGGGAGUGAGAGGAAUCUUCCUCACGCUGUGUGACAUGCUGGAGAAUGUCACUGGAGGACAGAUAGUCAGUUCCUCUCUGUUGAUCAGAAAGCAGUUGGUCCAUGUGGGUUAUUGGAAGGAAGGAGAGAAUCUGCUGGUGAUUGGUCUGCCUGCUGACAGGGUGCCAUUGCUACAUCUGCAGACUGUUAUAAAUGGAUUGGUGCGAACUCUCAGGGUCAUGUACGGCUCUCUGUACUGUGCCUUCUGUGAGGUAGAGAAUGCUCCUCGUCUGGAUCAUUUCUUCUGCCUGUUCUUCCAGAGACUCAUCCAACCCUCUCGGUUGAGUGACAGCCCCGGCUCCUCCCCCUCCAACAUAUCUGGGACCCUCUUCUUAGAUGAUUUACCUGCCAUGUGCUGGCUCACUUUACCACCAGACAUUAAGGUCGAAGUGGACACUACUCUGUCAGACUUUGAGGCCUCAGACUUUGGUGACAUGUCAGAAGACUUCUAUGGCAUGAGGCGUCUGUAUGUUAUUUUAGGGUCCUGUCUCUUCUACAAGGGUUAUCUGAUAGCGAACCACCUGCCUAAAGAGGACCUGCUGGACGUGUGUCUGUACUGCCAGCACUACUGUCUGCUGUGUCUAGGAGCAGAGCAGCGUGUGGGGCAGCUGGUGGUGUGGAGGGAGGUGUUCCUGCAGCAGCGCUCACAAACCGACUCCCACACCUCCACCUCCACCUUCACCUCCCGUCCGGGCUACUGCGAGUCGCACAGCCGCUUCUUUCUCCUUAUCGUGGGUCUGAGACAUUUUCUACAGUGUGUGUUACUGGAAGCUGGUGGUUGUGCAUCUCUUGCUCUCGGCUCUCCUGGUCCUGACUGCAUCUACGUCGACCAGGUCAAAGCGACUCUCCUGCAGCUCGAGAGUGUCGAGUCUGCUAUUGAAGAACGCCUCUCAGCUCCUUCUACUCCUUGCCUGUCCUGUGCCGAUUGGUUCCUGCCCUCUAGUGGGCGGGACCGCCAGGACGUGCUCGGCAGCUCACCCAUCCUAAACCGGCUGACGGCAGCCAUCAAGCCACCGUCACCUGGUACAAUUGGUCGAAGCCUGUUCAAAGAGGCGGGGUCAGGGCUGAAGGGCAGGAAGCCGAGCCCACAGAGGAGUGUGUCGGACAGUGGGAGUGAGGGCCGAAGCGAGCAGGGUGACUUUGGGCUGAGGACGCCAUCUGCUGUUACUCGCAGGGACUCACUCGGGUCUGGGGGAUCAGACGGCAGCAGUGGCAGUGGAGGACUGUUUAAGAUUCCCAAACUUAAGCAGCCCAAUCCAUUUUAUCUGGGUUCUCUGAAGAAGAGCCUGAAUGAGAGAGAGGCUGAGGAGAUGCAGAACACUCUUAAGCUCACAGCAGGUUUGGAAAACACACUCUUUCACUAUAUUCUGAUGGAGACAGUGCAGGGCAUCUUCAUCACGCCUACACACCGAGAGGUAUCGCAGCUCAGCGGCUCUAUCCACCCUCAACUCAUCCGCAAUUUCCACCACUGCUGCCUGUCCAUCCGCCACGCCUUUCAGCAGAGCCUGCCACCACGACAGGAGAGAAGAAGUGCUGACAGGCCACAUACUUCUCGAGGCCUCGGCCCAGUUAAAGAACAUGGCAUUUUGUUCCAGUGCAAACCUGAGAACUGGACCGACCAAAAGAAACCUGCUCCUACAAUGACCUACUGGGUUAUCGGGCGGAUGGUGCUAGAACCCGUCCCUCAGGAGUUCUAUGUGUGUUUCCACGAUUCGGUGCCAGAGGUGCCUGUGGAGAUGGCCUUCAGGCUCUCAUUUGGCCUGGCCAUCUGAUGUUUAUUCAGGUUUCCUUUGUCACAUUACAUAUUAAAACCCUGCAUAGCUCUUCAUGAGGAAAAGACACACCAAGGCGGAACGAUGGAUUAAAUAAAGGGCUGAAUUCAAGGUCCUUUAUUUUUAUAUUAUAAUAUUUCUGGGUUCACAAACAGACCUGUGUAGUCCAGCAACUGAGUGUUGUUAAAAUUGCAGGAUUUUGGGAGACGGUCAUCUGAAAAUCUCAACGUUUAUACCUCAGAUUGUGCUGCAUUUUUUUAAAAAGAGGAAUAACACUAACAGGCUUCAGGACUUUAGUGCAAGAGCCUGUAUUUCCACUAUAGAGAAGUGUAAAGCAUUGACUGACUGGUGUGUGAGAAAGCUGUCAUGUUUAGCAGGUGUAAAAUUGGCUGUUUAUCACCUCUAAACAUUAUAUAACUACAGGAAUCGCUGUUGAAGCAUUGUAACUGAAAGCUGUAGUUUUGCACGUGGCAAGUUUUCUCACAACCUUGCAGCUAUGGAUGUUUUCAAAUCAUACUGGACCAAAUACAACCUUAUGACUUGCCAAAUAGUUGUACAUGCUGCUGGUGUAGUAAGAGCCUGACAUUACAUUGAACAACUUCAGGGUUUUUUUUUAAAAACGUGGUAAGAAAUGUUUAUUUAAGAUGUAGCUAUGGAAGCUUGUUUCAGCCACGAGAAACUAUUACACAGCUUGUUUCGAUCUUGCAAGCAAAUAUCACGCAAAUCUGACAUUAUCUCAUACUAUUAUUUUCACUCAACAGCAGGGUAAUCUCUCACAAUUGCAGAUUAGGGCACAAAGUCACACUAUCUCACAAAAUGAAUUAAUUAUUCAUUACUUAAGUAACUGUGCGAUAUUAAUUUGCGAUUACGAGAAAAAUCUGCUUAAUAUUUUCUCGCCGUAAACCAGCUUCCAUAUGAGUUUUGUAUUAAAAGUCUGCACCACAAAUGUGUGAAAUAAAUACAACCACAUUUGCGA
Molecule: messenger RNA, 3941 nt
Organism: Neoarius graeffei (lesser salmon catfish)
Lineage: Eukaryota; Metazoa; Chordata; Actinopteri; Siluriformes; Ariidae
Gene: intu
Product: inturned planar cell polarity protein
Exons: 16
Coding region: 101-2965 (954 amino acids)
Biological process (GO): establishment of planar polarity; cilium assembly; nervous system development
Cellular component (GO): cytoplasm; cilium
Molecular function (GO): protein binding
Source: RefSeq, a predicted model, not a curated record